Molecule: messenger RNA, 1491 nt
Organism: Penicillium verhagenii
Lineage: Eukaryota; Fungi; Ascomycota; Eurotiomycetes; Eurotiales; Aspergillaceae
Product: F-box domain protein
Exons: 2
Coding region: 1-1491 (496 amino acids)
Molecular function (GO): protein binding
Source: RefSeq, a predicted model, not a curated record
AUGGAAUCAAAUGAAAAACGCAAAAUACUCCAUAAAGCUAUCAUCGACUCCCAUGCACAAUCCAUCCUGGCUCAGUUUGGUGGUUUAUCAACAGAGAGUCGUCGUCUCGUAUUCCAUGGAAUUCUGGACCAAUUACGUCGCCCUGAAUGGAGAGACGUGAACCUACGUUCCGAUCGCAUCAGCUUUGAAUACGACAUUCUAGGCAAGCUGCCUUUGGAGAUCGUUGCACUUAUCGUAGAGCACUUACCUCUUUCCGAUUUGUUUCUCCUGCAAACAGUGUCUCGGCAAUGGCGCCAAGUUCUUUCAUCGCCGAUAAUACAAAACGCUGCGAUCCGGGCCACCAUUGGGAGCGACAUGUCGAUAUCAGAUUCAAAGUCCGUGGUUCAGAAAAGGCUGCGCCUGGAGCGAGGCAAAUGGUUCGAACGGGCAGAGCUAAUUUCUCCAUUGUCUCAGGAUCAUGGCGGGGCAAUGAGAACCCGUGGCGUGGGAUAUUCCCACGGCAUACAUGCUUGGUUAAGUGGCGACUCUCAACGAGGAGACCAGAGACGAGUAGGAAUCUCGCUAUUGAAUCUGUGGACCGGUAGAUCGGAUACAAUCCUAACGGAAAAUCGGGAAGCUCUCAUCGAGCUACGAAUCUCCCAAUUCAUAAUCGCAGCGCUCUCAAUGCGCGGGUAUUGCCACGUCUGGGAUCUUCAAACCCAAGAACAUCGAUCUUUUCGAUUGCGCGCUAUAAAAUUUGAUCAUUUCGUUGUGAAUGGCCGCAAUGUGGCCUUUAGCUACCCGACUGAGAUCGUCCACUGGGGGUGGACCGCAGGUAUCACUCGCACCAUUCCAAUCCAGACAUGUCUUGUCCUAUUAGCGCUUCAUCCUUCUGAAGAUCAGUUCACAGCCGUUCGUCUUGGAGAAACAGUCUACUUUGGUGACACCAUGGUCAUCGCGGAAAAAGAAAAAAACUGUCAACUGUAUGCUGAAAAGUAUACAAUCGGUGACACUAACGAGUUUCAUUGCUCCCUUGCAAAAUUUCAGUUCCCUGACUAUGGUGAAUUGUUUGAUUCCUAUGACGCACAGGAGAUCUUCAAGGGCCAAAGCACCAUCGUGCUUAAAGAAAUGGGAGCUCACGACGACCCCCGACGAAGACUGUGCUUUUCUUUACAAGAUGACGAGGUCAUUGCCCAUGCCUUGCCUCCUCUUCCUGCGAUAAUCAACUUUUUGGGCGUGGGCCAAGAUCUGAUUUACGCCAUCAUGUCGCAACAUAAAGUGUUUGUACUAGAGCCCAAAUACAACAGACCAGCACCAUUGUCAAAUGUGAUGAGGGAGUGCCAUCAUUCGACGCGGCGUGAAGUUCGUCAUGUUACAGAUGAUUGCCAAUGGGCUUUUGGGGACGCUGACUUUGUAAUCUUGGUCGGUGAUCUGCAAAUGGACAUCUGGGCGCUCGAUGAAACCUGGGAGAUUGAUACAUGGGAAUCAAUGGGUUCUACAGAUACAGAAUGA